UCAAACAGAAUAGUUCGUUCGUGAAUCUGUUUCCUAUCUAUAUCGACAAAUACGAUAAAAAAAAGCCAAGAUUGGGUGAUCUAUCGACGUGAAAGCGUUUCGGACGCAUCCGGAUACAAGGCUAGCCAGCUGCGCCAUUCUUGUUGUGUGACAUUCAUAUCAUCAGCUACACUACACAUAUUUUGCAUUGCUUUACCCUUUCAUUGUAGUGGUAGUAAGCUGUCAGUCACACAUUGCAGGAAUGGACACAUCGGGCUUGCCUGUACCGGAUGCAAUCCACUCGUUACUUGAACAAUUGCAAGAAGCUCUGGUUCUUGAAGUAAAAUAUCAACCUAACCUUCAGUUACCUAGUAUAUCACAAAAUGAUGAAAUAACAAUUGGAGCUCGUGAUGGAUCAGCCCAUGUUUUAAGGUGUUUGAAAGUAUGGUAUGAUCUACCAUCGGAUGUAUUUUUUGUUGCCAUCAAUUUAAUGGAUCGAUUUUUAACAAAAAUGAAAGCAAGGCCAAAACAUAUGGCUUGUAUCAGUGUAUCUGCUUUUCACAUAGCUGCUGUCCAGUUAGCACAGUCACUGGAUGCUGAUCACUUAGUCUCAAUUUCUCAGUGCAAAUGCACUGCUGGUGAUCUAAAACGUAUGUCAGAAGUCAUACGGAAUAAGUUAGAAUGGGCACCUGGUACUCAACCUGUUACAUCUUUGACUUUUCUUCGGUUAUUUAAUGCAAUGUUUCUUGCAAUUGCAUCACAAUUAGGGCUAGGAGACAUGUAUACUGAUAUUGUUACGGAAUCUGAGCUUCUUCUUAGGUUAGAGAUGGUUAUAUGUGAUGGUAAUUGUGCAAGUUUGAAGCCAUCAGAAGUGGCACUUGUUUUACUUUGCACGUAUUUAGAUGGUGCAGUGAAUCGAUUAGAUACUAGUACAGAUAUUCCCAUAUCUACAACUGCUAUUCCUAGUUCCUCUACUAUCAAUACAUCUGUAACAUCAAGGCAUCAAAUGUUUAGACUUAUGGACUUUUCUAUAGAACUCCAGAAAAUAUGUAAGAUUUCAGAUGCAAGUUUUUUUUCUACACACGAAGCUGUGGGUGCUAUAUUGAGCAAAUAUAAUGCUCAAGAGCAAACCCCUCACAGACAAAGACUGAUAUGGAGAUUAUCUUCUCGUACAGCACGCCUUUUACGUCCUACUGACAGGUUUACUUCUGUAUUACCUGUUAUUGCCGAACAUGCUCCGGUUCCUUCGCCGAGUAAAAUUAGAAAGAAUCGUAAGUUCGGCCGACGUCAUGGAAAUAAGAGACGUUAAGUAGCAGUAUCAUCAAGGCCUUAAAGUGCUGGGUCAAAAGUUCAAUAUUUAUUCAACGUACCAAGCAAGAGAAAAAGUUAGACUUCGGUUUGAAAUUAAAAAUGAAUUUUAUUAGAAGUUGAAUAGAAAGUACAAAUAUCAAUGUGUUUAUGUCGAAUAGCGAAAUUCGAAAUACCUCCCUUUUACGUCAUGUAUUAAAACAC
This is a messenger RNA of Eufriesea mexicana, 1491 nucleotides long. RefSeq names its product cyclin G (gene CycG). Lineage: Eukaryota; Metazoa; Arthropoda; Insecta; Hymenoptera; Apidae. The transcript is spliced from 7 exons. Bases 242 to 1288 code for a protein of 348 amino acids. The record is from RefSeq and is a predicted model, not a curated record.